AUGCCGGCCCAACGCCCUCGCGCGUCGUUCGAGCCGAUCGCACCCGACUUCAACCUGAAAGCCCUUGUCGAGCAGACGCCCAACUUUUCCUAUGUCGACCGGAUCAGCUGCGAUAUGAUUGAACAGCAGGGUAUGGCCGCAUUUGAGAAGCUUGUCACGCUGCAUGUCAUCGUCGGAGGAAAGCCGCUUGUCAUCGACAACUUCGAGGAGCGAUUGGAUCCUUGGACCUUCACCCCAAAGUGGCUGCGAGACAACUGCGGAGACAAGGUUGAGAACGCACGCAACUUGACAGCAAAAGAGAAUCUGCCUCUGACCAUGGCCCACUACUUGAACAACAUGGGCUUAUUGACUAACCAAUUCUUUGACAAGCCCGGCGCAUACAAGGAAAAGGGAAGGCAAAGAGUCUACCUGAAGGAUAUUGAUUGCCCUGGGGUAUGGUGGGACAAGUUGAAAGAGCACAUCCCAGCGAAUUUGUCAUAUCUCAACGACAGCACGGGCGAGGUCGGUGGCCCAGGUGCUGUACCGGACAACAAUGUGCCAGGUCGACGACUCGGCAAGGGCAUUGCAAGAGCUGGCGAUUUAAUGAGCUCUCUGCCGCCGGACAUGCGCGCAGAGAAUCUGAUGUGCUACAUUGGUCACGAAGGAACCUACACGCCAUCACAUCGGGAGAUGUGCGCUUCACUUGGACAGAACAUCAUGGUCGAAGCGUCGAAUACCGUCUCCGAUGAGGGAAAGGCGGAGAAGCCUGGCUCGUCCAUUUGGUUCAUGACGGAGUCAAAAGACCGGCAUCUCGUGUCUGAGUAUUGGCUCAGUGUUCUCGGUCACGACAUUGAAGUCGAGAACCACUUUGCGCAAGUCGUGGCCUGGAAGAAAGCCCCAUUCAAGGUCUACGUCGUGGAGCAACGACCUGGAGAUUUCAUUCUUAUCCCGCCGUUGGCGCCGCACCAAGUCUGGAAUCGAGGCACUCGCACCAUGAAGGUGGCAUGGAACCGCACCACGGUGGAAACGCUCGAGAUGGCGAUGAACGAAGCGCUCCCACGCAGUCGCAUCGUCUGCCGCGAAGAGCAGUAUAAAAACAAAGCGAUUGUCUACUACACUCUUCAGAAAUAUGCCUCGCUCCUGACGCUCGCCAUGACUCAGGCAAAGCGCAUGCCUCCGGACGCCGCAAGCCAACUGCUCUAUACUGGAAAAGUCAAACAGCUCAUCAAAGACUUCAAACGCUUGUUCGCACUUUACCGCCAGAUCAUGUUGAGCGAAAUGUUUAAUCCCGAGGAUCGCGAUGCUCCAAAGUCGUUGGAGUAUCUGCCAUUCGACUCGAACGUGACUUGCGCUUACUGCAGAGGCAACAUCUUCAACCGAUUCCUGACAUGCGGGAACUGCAAGGACUUGCUCGGACACCACACCGAGGACGGAGAAGGUGAUCCUUACGAUGUGUGCAUGGACUGCUAUACCAUGGGACGAUCAUGCGCUUGCGUCAGUGGAUUACGAUGGGUUGAGCAGUUCAGAUGGAAAGAAUUGCAGACCAAGUACGAUGUGUGGCGUAAAAUGAUCAUUGAGCUUGACCAAGGUCAAAACGCGAAGACUCCACUGCCAUUGAUCGAGGAGCGCAGGAAACUUGGCAAGAAGACUCUUGCGGAAGUGUGCAAGGAGCAGCUGAAGCGUCGCCCAUUCAAAGACGUCAAAAAAUCGGAAGAACCAAAGGACGAUGAUUCGUCCGACGAGGAAAUCGUGGUUGGUGAUGAUGGCAAGGUCAGGAAGAUUACCAAGAAGAAGAGCAAGACUUUUCUCAAGAACAACCUGCCAUGCCACGUCUGCUGCCAUCGGCAUCCUACGUGGAAAAUGGCGAAGUGUACGACUUGCGACCGCUCGUGGUGCUAUGGCUCUCUUUUUCGCGGAUGGGACAAGAUGCCCAUCGAUAUCAUGGAAGAUCCCGCUUGGGAAUGCCCGCAUUGUUUGGGUAUCUGCUUCGCCGGCGCAUGCAAGAAGGAAGGCAAAAUGCAACCUUACGAGCCCAAGGGAACGCUGCUUGGCCACGACACGAAGAAGGUGGCAGAUGCGCGCAGUGUUGAGGCUUUGGUGGACUUCAGCGUCAGCAACUUGAACUGGCUGAAAGACGAUGCGCCCGAGAAGGCGACCGAGUCUCGUCGCUUCCAGAGAGCGAGAGAAGAGGCGAGAAGGAACAAGGAGAACGGCGACGUCGAAGUCGACGAGGAUGACGAUAUGAUCAAUACUACUCAGGUCGAAAUGGAAUACUCGCCAACUGCAGACGCCAUUGAUCCGGCGUUGAUGAGCGGUGCCCUGCCUAACGAAGAUGAGGAGGCAGCGUUGGCCAGACAGUUGCGAGAGGCCAACUCGUCUCUUGCGGCUCCCGCAGCACCGAUGGCAUCUUCGUCGACAAUACCAGAAGGUUACGCACCGCUUGCGCAAGCUGGCUACUCCGGAUAUGGAGCACCGCCUGCGACGAUGUAUCCUCAGCCAGGUGACGAUGAUUCGUAUCCAUACCCAGGCGAUGAUCGUGACGACAGCGCCGAUCCUCCCAACGGCGACGAGCUGCGACCAUUCCGAAAGCGGAGCCGCGGUGACGGUGACGACGAUGAUUUCGAGGAUAUCAACAUGUCCAAGGCUCCCAAGCAAAAGAAGCCCCGUCUCAUGCAAGCUGGAUUCCGUUCCUUCGACUUGGCAGAGUCUGCAGUUGGGGCUUCGGCUAGCAAAGCGAAGAAUGAGGCACAACGUCAAUUCGAGAAGGAGAAGGAGAGGAAGGCUUUGGAGAAGGCAAAGGCCGAAGGGCGAUUCAUCAUGCUGCAGGCGGCUAUCAAGGGCAAGAAACGAAUCGUUAAGCUACCUAUUUCGAGCGCGAGGCUUGCCCACGUCCUGGCGCAACAGACUGCUCUUGCUGCCCUCGCCGCACCCAGCGAUGGAAAUCAAGCGGACGCCGAUGCCGAGCACGAAGAUGUCGAUGGCGGCGUUGCUGUAAACGAGGAAGAAGACCUUGACGCAUUGCUCAAGUCUGAUCUUGCGCCAAAGAAAACACCGUCCAACAACCGCGUCAGUCGGGAGCAAAAGAUGCGCGAUGGAAUCAUCCUCACCGGCUCGACCAAGAAAGCACUUGUGCCGGUCGAGAAGGACGAGGAAUAUGGCUACCGCUACCGUGAGCGCCUACCCAAUGGCAAACGCGUGCAGCGAGAUACGAUGCCGCCUACUGCCGCAAGUGCGAAGUCCAGGAGAGAAGGUGUCACUCGAGGCGGCAAAGGUCGGGUCGAGUACGAGGAGGUCGACAUCGGGUCUGAUGAUGAGUUCGACGAGGAGCUUGAUGAAGACAACCAGCGUGCCAACGGUGGCAGCUGGUCGGCAAUCAAUUCCGCGCCUGGCAAGAAGCAGGAGAGAAACAGCCGGCGUAGCCUGCCCAGUUACCUGCAAGAGCGCCAGGGAGAUGACGACUUUCCGGAGGCCCUGCCCGAAAACUACCGCGAGAAAGGCAUGGCUGCCAGCCGCGCCGCGAGGGCCAGCACGGGCGCCAUUGCUCCAAGUGACCAGCUCCAGGCUGAAGUGCAAGCCACCGUCCCCUCGAAGGCCAUCAAGAAGAAGAAGUCUGUCAACUUCGUUGACGAGCAGAUCCCUGCGAGACGGUCCAACGUUGGUGGGAAAGGCCCAAGCAUGCGCCCUCCUUCGGCUCCGAUCUUGGGCAGCCAUCGUGAUACCGCCAUCGAAUUGGGCGACGACGCCUCCUCUUCGGACGACGAUGUUGAUGCCGAUGGCGACGAGGCGGACACGUUGGAUGUGAUUAAUCAAGCCGCUAAUGGGGACUUCGGCCAGUCGCAACUCUCGUCGUCCACGUUCAUGGGUGACGAUGAUAUUGCCGUGGGUGGAGCGGUGCAGCGGACCAAUGGCGCGACAAAUGGAAAGGCGAAGGAGACGGCUCAAAGGCAGCAGCAGGAACGCGCAAGGCAGGCCAUGGACGAGGCAAAUCGGAUGGCGAAGUUGGCUGCGUUGGAGAUGUUCGAGGACGAGGGUGGCUUUGGGCUUUGA
Messenger RNA from Zymoseptoria tritici IPO323, 4026 nucleotides. RefSeq lists its product as uncharacterized. The record is from RefSeq and is a predicted model, not a curated record. The coding region runs from base 1 to 4026 and encodes 1341 amino acids. The transcript has a single exon. NCBI's taxonomy places the organism in Eukaryota, Fungi, Ascomycota, Dothideomycetes, Mycosphaerellales, Mycosphaerellaceae.